Lodderomyces jiufengensis is the source of this 882-nucleotide messenger RNA. RefSeq lists its product as uncharacterized. NCBI's taxonomy places the organism in Eukaryota, Fungi, Ascomycota, Pichiomycetes, Serinales, Debaryomycetaceae. Gene Ontology annotation, molecular function: protein kinase binding. The record is from RefSeq and is a predicted model, not a curated record. The transcript has a single exon. Gene Ontology annotation, cellular component: cytoplasm; nucleotide-activated protein kinase complex; nucleus. Gene Ontology annotation, biological process: signal transduction. The coding region runs from base 1 to 882 and encodes 293 amino acids.
AUGGUGUAUCAAUAUACUAUAAAAGCUCCAAAAGAUAUUAAAUCAGUUCAAAUUACUGGUACUUUUGAUAAUUGGUCAAAAUCAUUACCUGAAAUUACAACAGAACCAUUUGAACAAACAAUUACAAUUGGAUCCAAAGAAGAUAUUAUUUUUAAAUUUAUAAUUGAUGGUAAUUGGACUACUUUAGAUUUAUAUGAUACUAUAACUGAUCAUGAAGGUAAUUUAAAUAAUAUUAUAAAAUCUGAUGAUUUAAUUUUAGUUGAAGAAGAAGAAGAACCAACAGAAAACAAUGAUGAUGAAUUUGUUGAUAAUCAAACUUUUACUACAACCGAUAAUGAAGAUGUACUUUCAGCACCAGUUGUUAUCAAUGAUGGUGAAGAAUCAAAAGAACCAACUAAAUCUCCUGAUUUAAAACAUCAACAAAAACAAACACCACCAAUUCAAACUACAACAAAUCAAACUAGUUCAGCAGUUUCUUCAUUUGCUGCAGUAUCUUCACCACCUUCUUCAUCAGAUUAUGAACAUAUUGAUUCAAAAAUUAGUAAUGAAGAAUCUACGACUAAUAAUAAUAAUAAUACAAACUUAAAAGAUACUUCAAAAAUUAAAAAAGAUGAACCAAAACCAAUUCCAAAACCUGAUAAACCAACAUUACAAUCACAACCAUCAGAUUCAACUUUAGGUUUAAAUAACGCAUCAAAUCAAUCAAAUAAUAAUACAUCAUCAUCUAAUGCAACAACAGGUUAUAAUAAAUCUACAUCAACUACUGAACAAACAAAUCAUAAAAUUCCUGGAUCUUUUGAUCAAUCUAAAUCUAAUGAAAGACCAACUACUGAAAGACAAGAAAGUGGUCUUAUUUCAAAAUUAAAAAGAUUGUUUAGAUAG